CACAAUCACGACGGUCCUCCUCCUCCGCGCGGAGCAUCGGAGCGGCUGAUCCUCCUCCGGGUCGGUGCAGGCGUGUGGCGGGUUGUUGCGCCGGACUGCUGCUCGUCGUGUUUCAUUUCACCACACAGGGAGAGCAGGGACGCACAGACACGGCGGAACCGCACAGCCUCUGACAUGGGUUAGGACGAGAGGAUUGUCCCCAUGGAUUAUCCACUUUGUGCACUUCGGCGAGGAGGAGGAUGAUGAUGAGGAUGAUGAUGAUGGUGGUGGUGGUGGUGGUGGUGAUGAUGGAGGGGGGACUUGUUUUCGCAGAGACACCCUGACAAAGACGGGGGGAGUAGAGAUUCGGCAUCCGCCGCCUCUCUGUCUCGCUUUGCAUCUCUUUCUUUUUUCCUUUUUUUAUUAUUCUAUUCAUUAUUUUUAUUCCCCCCCCGCGCGUGAGUGCGGCGCAGAGAAAUGUUUGCAGAAGUGCUGUGCGGCGCCGUGGCUCUGCUCCUGUAUGUCAACACUCUGGGCGCCGAUUUCUGCUACGAUGACAGCCGGGCAAUCAAGACCAAUCAGGACCUGCUCCCAGAGACCCCCUGGAUAAACAUCUUCUACGAUGACUUCUGGGGCACCUUGCUCACACACAGCGGAAGUCAUAAGUCUUACCGGCCCCUCUGCACCUUGUCCUUCCGCCUCAACCACGCCGUGGGUGGGCUGGAGCCCUGGGGCUACCACCUGGUCAACGUGGCCCUCCACGGGGCCGUGACGGGCCUGUUCACCUCGCUGGCCCGCCUGCUGCUCGGAGGAGGCCUGUGGAGCCUGCUGGCCGGCCUCCUCUUCGCCUCUCACCCCAUCCACACCGAGGCGGUGGCGGGCGUCGUGGGCCGCGCCGACGAGGGCGCCGCUCUGUUCUUCCUGCUGUCCCUGCUCUGCUACAUGCGCCACUGCACGCUGCGGGGCCACGCCGGGCCCUGGCGGCUCGCGGCCUGGCUCCUGUGCAGCCUGGCGUGCGCCGCCUGCAGCAUGCUGUGGAAGGAGCUCGGGGUCACCGUCCUGGCUUUGUCGGCGCUGUACGACGUCUGCGUCUUCCACAGGCUCAAGUUGCGGCAGGUCAUCGUGCUCCUCUACAAGAGAAAGAACGUCCACCUGCUGCUGAAUGUGUUCCUGCUGGCGGCCUGGGGAGCCGUGCUGUUGGCCUGCCGCUUCUACUGGAUGGGCAACAAGCCGCCCAACUUCUCCAACUCCGACAACCCGGCGGCCGACUCCCCGUCGCCGCUCUCCAGGACGCUCACCUUCUUCUACCUGCCCGUCGUCAACUUCUGGCUCCUCCUCUGCCCGGACACGCUCAGUUUCGAUUGGUCGAUGGACGCCCUGCCUCUGGUCAGGAGCCUGACCGACGGGAGGAACCUCCACACGGCCGUCUUCUACGUGGGACUGCUGUCGCUGGCUUGGUUCGGCCUGCGGACGCGGCACGCGGCCAGGGGCAAGGACACCAACGGCAAAGCGCAUCAUUACACCAACGGCAGAAAUGGCAGCAGCAACGGACACAGUUACCAAUACAACAAUCACGAACAUAUGAACAAUUCCCACGCUGGCACUAGUAGUCCCAGUAAUGGCGCAACAAAUGGCACCAAACAUCAUUACGAGAUCAGGACUCCACUGCCGACCACCGAAAACGUGGUGGUGUUCUCUUUGGGCCUGUUGGCCAUCCCCUUCCUCCCGGCCACGAACCUCUUUUUCUACGUGGGGUUUGUGAUCGCGGAGAGAGUUAUGUACAUCCCCAGCAUGGGCUUUUGCCUGCUGGUGGCGGUGGGGAUGAGGUCGCUGUACGUCCGCCUGCGGCGCCGGUCCCUCAGGACGGUGCUGGUGUACGGCGGCGCCGGCCUGGUUCUCCUCUUUGGUGUCAAAACUGUCUUGAGGAACCGGGACUGGCGGAACGAGGAGAUGCUCUACAAGUCGGGGAUUUACGUCAAUCCUGCUAAGGCGUGGGGCAACCUCGGAAAUGUCCUGAAGAGCCAGGGCAAGAUGGAAGAGGCUGAACAUGCGUACAGAAACGCCCUCUAUUACCGCAGCAACAUGGCCGACAUGCUGUAUAACCUCGGUCUGCUGCUGCAGGAGAGCAGCAAGUUCGCAGAAGCACUCCACUACUACAAGCUGGCCAUCGGGAGCCGGCCAACUCUGGCUUCGGCCUACUUGAACACGGGCAUCAUCCUGAUGAACCAGGCUCGCCUGGACGAGGCCAAGCGCACCUUCCUCACCUGCGCCGACAUCCCAGACGAGAACCUGAAGGACCCCCACGCCCACAAGAGCUCCGUCGCCAGCUGCUUGUACAACCUGGGCAAGCUGCUCCAUGAGCAGGGGCAUCAGGAGGAGGCCCUCACUGUAUUUAAAGAAGCAGUACAGAAAAUGCCAAGACAAUUUGCACCACAGAGCCUCUACAACAUGAUGGGAGAGGCCUACAUUAGACUGAACAAGCUGACUGAAGCUGAACACUGGUACCGGGAGUCGCUGAGAGCCAAGCCCGACCACAUCCCCGCACACCUCACCUACGGCAAACUCCUGGCUAUGACGGGGCAGAAAACGGAAGCCGAGAGGUACUUUCUGAAGGCCAUCCAACUGGAUCCCACAAAAGGCAACUGCUACAUGCACUAUGGUCAGUUUUUGUUGGAAGAGUCGCGGCUGCUGGAGGCGGCGGAGAUGGCGGAGAAGGCCGCGCGCCUCGACAGCGGGGAGUUUGAUGUGGUCUUCAGCGCGGCCCAUAUGCUCAGACAGGCCAGCCUGAAUGAGGCGGCCGAGCGGUACUACGGACAAGCGGCGAGCCUGAGACCCAACUAUCCCGCCGCUUUGAUGAACCUGGGUGCGAUCCUCCACCUCAACGGGAAGCUGCAGGAAGCCGAAGCCAACUACCUCCGAGCGCUCCGGCUGAAACCCGACGACGCCAUCACCCAGUCCAACCUGCGGAAGCUGUGGAACAUCAUGGAGAAGCAGGGCCUGAGGACCAUGGGCCCCUGAAGCCCGCCUCUUCUCUCCCAGAGUACCUGCCAUGUGUGUGUGUGUGUGUGUGUGCGCGCGCGUCGGGCGCACGCCAGACCUGGACGACUGGUCUGGCACUCCUUAUUCCCACUCCUCCCAAUCCAGGAGAAAAUGGAGGAGACUCAGGCAGGAGGAUGUUUGCUCAGAGAGGCCGGGGAGGACUGUGCCGCCACAGUCCUCGUGAUGACUCCUGAGCCUCUGCAUUGCACCUCAGGCCAGCAGCCUUUUCUCCGAAGCAUUGCUCACAGUUUGGCCGGCGCGACACCGGGUUUUUUUUUUGGACUCUUCGGAACUUUCUUUUAAAGAAGUGCUCUCGUAGGAGCCAUGCUUUUGUUUAUGUAUUUUUUUCCUCUUUUUUUUUCUAACUAGAGCACUUAAACCAGAAGCGAAACCACAGGUACACCCCCUCCCCCCGUCAACAUUUGAGAUGAAUAACUUUUCUUGAAUAAGCAAAUUCUAGUUCAAAAGGGUGAAAUUUGUCCCCCGAGCAGAGAUAAAAGUAUAAAGAGGUCUCAGAGCGACGCACUGAGGGUAUUUUCCAUUACAGUUUAAUAAUAAAGUUCUUGGUUUUCAUAAAAAUGUUCAAUCUUGCAAAUGAAGAAAACAAGAUGACAUGAAGAAUUGGACACCGACCAUCCGAAAUCUCCAGUUGAUAUCAGUGAAACCUCGAGUCCGUCAGCAAGUCUGUGUUGUUGAUUUUUUUUUUCUUUCCACAUUGUCAUUGGGUUUGUUUUGCUCAUUACAACAUACCAUGAUGAAGGUAGGAAGAAAUGUGCAACAGUAUUUGUAAACCAUUUGUAGCAGAUGCCCCUGACGUUUGGUGACAACUUGAAAAAAAAGGGAAUUUAAUUUGUUAGCCAUCACAGCACAACAGUAACCUCUACACGCUCCAGACAAGAGACUGGUGGCUUUUGCCAAAUAUGGCACGGUAUGGCAAGAACACCUAAAAAGGCAAGAGGAAGAGGGACUCCAUUCACACUGUAAUGCCUUAUAAUAAACGGUGUGGAUCUACUUUAACAGUGCACAGUAGCAUGCAGGUGGCAUCUUCUUCUUCUUGUUUUACCACUGCAGCUUCUCGUAGUUCACGGUCAAAGACGCCACGUCACCAUAGUAACUCGUUUAUUGGCAACGUACAGAAGCUAUAAAUUAAAAUCAAUAAGCUACCUUCCCGUGGAAGCCACGGACGGCACGAGUGGCAGGUACGGUCGCUUCGGCCACGCCAUCCCCAAACGCGCCCGCCGCUCAAAGGAACGUGUGUGUGCGUGGAGCUAAAAACAGAUGAAGGAAAUAUUCUUCUAACCAAAUACAAAAGCUAUGCCGAUGCACAUUUUUCCAUCACAUUGCACGACACAGCACGUCUGAGGGAAAAAAUAUUUUGAUGCCUAUGUUUGUGUUGGAAUUAAAACUAAUUUCAUUGUGUUUAUAUAAAUGAAUCCUAAUAUAUAUAUAUAUAUAUAUAUAUAUAUAUAUAUAUAUAUAUAUAUUAAUUAUCUUUGUUGUGUAUAUUAUACAGAAAAAACAUGCAGCAAAAAAGUAGCCAGUGGAAGCUCAGACGCUGAGAAAGUUUGGUUCUGUUACAUCAAGUAUUUUUCCCAUAUUGUCAAUCCUCUGUUCUCAGUCUCAUUUUGUAGAUAUUCUGUGUAAGUAAUUAACAUCUGCUCGUCCGUUGUCGUCAGCACACAGUAAAUGAAAUGGCACUCUCUCUCUCUCUCUCUCUCUCUCUCUCUCCCUCCCUCUCUCCCUCCCAGAAGUAAGAAUAUGUGCAGUAUUCGUGUGAUCUCACAAACCUCCCGAACUAUCCGUGUCCUUUAGUUUAUCACGACGUAAGUUAUUGCUUUGUGUUACCUCAGCGACGGAACCAGCUGGCACUGUGUUUUUGAAAUGAAGGAAGUCAGCAGAUAUGUUGCGUAUGUUUGUGGUCAAGACUGAGAAAAAUCUCCAGAUACGGUUAAGUGGCCCCUUGGAAUACAGGAACACCUGAAAGGGAGGGCAAAAGAUUGAAUAUAUAUGUGUCACUUGCAGUCAAAAUGGUGUUGGCACUGUUCAUUAGCGAUAUGUUGAUUAAAAUCCCGAUUCACAUUAAUUCCCGCCCCACAUCACAAAAACUCUCCAUGUGCUAAUUUCUCCUGUGUAUAUAAAGUGUUUAUGAACGGACACUGAUAAUUGUUAUUGAUUGAGUGAAGAUGUAAAAAAAAAGGUUCACUCUGUGUCUCUGCUCAGGGAUCUCAAGCGGUCGGUCGGUUAUUGCAGAAACUUGUUCACAGAGCGCUACUAAAUUAAAGAUUUAUUUUUGAAAGUUGUUGUAUUUGUAUAAAUUAUCGAGAUUUGUAGCCUUUUUUCUUCCUUUUUCUAAUAUAAAAAUGAACAAUGUGCCAGAAUAGACCUUUCCUCAAUGUUGCUUUUUUUUCCCACAAUAAAUUUAUGGUGUUCUGCCUUUG
This is a messenger RNA of Scophthalmus maximus (turbot), 5456 nucleotides long. It is a transcript of the gene tmtc2b, whose product is annotated as transmembrane O-mannosyltransferase targeting cadherins 2b. The record is from RefSeq and is a predicted model, not a curated record. The coding region runs from base 457 to 2997 and encodes 846 amino acids. Gene Ontology annotation, molecular function: protein binding; mannosyltransferase activity. Gene Ontology annotation, cellular component: endoplasmic reticulum membrane. Gene Ontology annotation, biological process: protein O-linked glycosylation via mannose. The transcript is spliced from 12 exons. Lineage: Eukaryota; Metazoa; Chordata; Actinopteri; Pleuronectiformes; Scophthalmidae.